AUGCAUUCAUUAUGUAUUUUGAUUAUUUUCGUUACAUUAUUAUUAUCAACACGUAUCGAUGCGUUAAGACAUCGAUUUGUUCGACAAACUGGAAAUAAUCAAUGUCCUAAUCUAAACAACAAUGCAUGUCUUUUUGUUAACUGUGAAAAUGGCGGAGAAUGUAUCGAAGAUCCAACAACUAUUGAUUGUUUCAAAUGUCAAUGUGUACCUGGUUAUACAGGCAAAAUAUGUGAUACACAAAUUCCUAUCAUACCUAUUGGAUGCAAUCCAGGAUGUCAAAAUGGUGGUGUAUGCAUUGAUAAUUCUUGUAAAUGUAGUCCAGGUUUUACAGGAACAUAUUGUGAAAUCAAAGUUAAUAAUCCAUGUGAUCCCAAUCCAUGUGGAAUACAUGGUAUUUGCUUCGGAAUAAAUCUUUCACAUGGUCCUAUUGCAUAUUGCAAUUGUGAAAAUCGAUGGACAGGAAGAUAUUGUGAUGUGAAUAUAGAUGUAAAUUGUCCUAUUGGAUACUGUUUUUCGGGUGGUACAUGUGGAAUGAUUGGAAAUGUUCCGUACUGUACUUGUCCAGCAAUGUAUACAGGUGAACGAUGCGAGUUCUUCGUAGGUACUUUAACAACUACAACCACAGUUGUGCCAGAGUUUUGCUCAUCCAAUCCAUGCAAAAACAGAGGAACAUGUUUCAGUGGGAGUAAUAGUUUUCUAUGUGUAUGCGAGUUACCAUGGUCAGGACCUACAUGUACUACAUAUGAAAUAGUCACGGCUACAACUACAACGACAAAUAUUCCGCUUACUACAACUACGACCGUUUCAAUAGUCAAUAAUAUCUGUUCUUUAAAUCCAUGUAAGAAUGGUGCAACUUGCGUUCCUACUGGCACUUCAUACUUCUGUUUUUGUGGGACAACGAGUAUCUACACUGGUAAAAAUUGUGAUUCAACUACACCAAUGACUCCUGAUGAAUGUCCAUUAAACUGUGCACCUGGCCGUUGUAUUUUCUCUGGUAAUGCUCAAAAACCAUAUGCUUGUUUGUGGAAUGGAGUUAUGCGUCCCACAGAUGUACUAUUAACAACAAUCACUAAUGCAUAUGAUUCUUUAACUGCUCGUCAAAUAGAUAGUGAAUGCUCUAAUCCAGAAGUCAGAACGUGUCAAUAUGUGAUAUGCGCUAAUGGUGGUCAAUGUCGAGAGGUCAAUACUUCUAGAUGUUUUACAUGUGAUUGUAAAGUAGGUUUUACUGGUACAAUGUGUGAAAUAAAAGAAGAAAUUAUGAAUACAACACAUCCAUGUGAAUUUGAACUUUGUCAACAUGGUGGUAUUUGUCUUCCUAUAAAUAGUGAUUUUCUAUGUCAAUGUCCUCCAUUUACGACAGGGCGUUAUUGUGAACAAAUAAUGACAUCAAACUUAUGUGAUUCAUCGCUUUGUCUAAACCGUGGUACUUUAACACGAAAUGUUUGUCAUGAUAGUAAUAUGACAAGCAAGAAAACAGUACAUAUACUAGAUAAUGAACUUCGUCUUCGUUCAAUAACGAAUAAUUUCAUUUCUAAAUCAUGCACAUCCAUUACUAUUCAAAAUAAUAUUGGUCGAUUUGAUGAACUUACUCAUUUUUUUAAUAUUAUCAAUGGUUUAUUUCGUCAAACAGCACUUACACUGGGUUUGAGUACAUAUUAUUUAACUCCUCUAUUACAUCUACCGGAAAUAAAUAUUGGUCUUAAUAUGCAUAUAGAUCAACAAAAUUUAGAAAAAUUUAAAAUAGAUAUAUUUAAAAAUAUGACAUUCUAUAGUUUAAUCGGUGGAGAAAAGCAAACAGGCAUGAUAUUAAAUAAUGAUCAACAACAAAAUAUACCGAUAUGUAUUAUUAAAUUUCAUACAUCUGAUAAAAAUUUAAUGUUUAGUAUCAAUCAUCAAUGGACAUCAUCUCUGACAACAACAAUUCGUUUUGGAACAAUACCACAAAAACGAUUUUGGUCACAUGUAGAAUAUCGACGUCCUAAUGAAACAUAUGAAUUGAUUGGUGAAUAUGGAACACGACAUAUAUCUAGUAUUCAAUUUAGUUAUUUAUCACGUCUAUGGCAACGAGUUAAUUAUCAAAUCGAUGGUGGUAUUGAUGUUAGAAUAACUUCUAAAGAAAAAUUAGCCGAUAUUGGUCUUCGUCUCAAGCAUUCUUCAGAUUCACUUAUAUUUAAGUGUAAUUUAUAUGAUCCAUUUGAACAGUAUUUAAUUGGUAUUCAACGUUGUCUUAACACUAAUUUUACUAUAGGUUUUCUUGCUGAAAAAAAAGUCAAUUAUCACGAACAACAACCUAUUAAAUUUAGUUUAAUGUCUCAAUGGUAUCUAAAUAAAAUAGGUUUACAAAUUAACACUUUAGUUAACACUCAGAAUGAAUUAGGUCUUGCUUUAACACAUCAAAUUCAUCGUUUUCCACUUGUUUUACAAACAUUUGGUUUAUAUUCUUGGUCUAUGCAUAAAUGUAAAUGGGGUGUUGGAUUACAAAUACUUCUUUGA
Molecule: messenger RNA, 2493 nt
Organism: Rotaria sordida
Lineage: Eukaryota; Metazoa; Rotifera; Eurotatoria; Philodinida; Philodinidae
Source: the annotation of a GenBank genome assembly